GGUUAGAUGGUUUUUAAUGUCCUUGUGAGAAAAGGCAACAGCACAAAGGUAGUUAGAAGUUCCUCUUACACUCUUCCAGCAGCCAGCUUGUGUGUCAGCCCACUGCUAUUCUCCAUUAGUGCCAUAUGCAAUAGUGUUGUGCAGAAUCCUGUGCCCAUAGCCUAUCAGGAAGGUAGUCGUUGCUGGUGUUCUUUAUGCAGCACAUAGUUAAGCUAUGGAACUCACUUUCACAGGGGGCAGUGAUAACUACCAACUUGGACGGCUUUAAAGGAUAAUUAGACAAUUUCAUGUUCAACAACAUGUCUCUGAAUAUCAGUUGCUGGCAACUGCAAGUGGGCAGAGUGUUGUUGCGCCCAUGUCCAGCUUGAAGGCCACAUGGGCAUCUGAUUGGCCACUGUGAGAACUCUUAUACCCCUCAUUUUUGGGGGGAUUGUGGCUCUUAGGGGGUCUCCUAAAAACUAAGCACCCAUGGACUAUAGUUCUCAGGAUUCUUAGAGUGGGGGGGAACCAUGACAAUGGUAUAAAGGCGCUUUAAAUGAAAGUUGUGGAUGAGACCAAACCAGGCAUAGGCAAGUUCGGCCCUGCAGAUGCUUUGAGACUACAGCUCCCAUUAUCCCUAGCGAGCAGGACCAGUGGUCAGGGAUGAUGGGAGUUGUAGUCCCAAAACAUCUGGAGGGCCGAAUUUGCCUAUGCCUGGACCAAACAAUGCAUAUUCAUAAUCUUGUUCCUCUAAAGAACAGCUGAGUGUGCUGCACUUGCAGAUAUCCAGUUCUACCUUCUCAACAAGCCUGCGGGGUAGGCUGGGCUCAGAGAUAAUAGCUGAUCCAAGGUCAUGAAGAGACCUUUGUGGGUGGUGCAAGACCGGAAGUGCAGUUUUGCGUACCCUGCACUGCUGUUUGGUAUCAUACUGGUUUGGCUCUGGGUUGUUGUUUUUAAACAGCACAUUUCUAGUGCACUGCAAAAAGGGACUCACUGCUGUCUUCUAGCCUCUCGCUAUAAAAAUGGAACAUUUUACAUUAUGUCUACUAUAUUCACUGCUGGGGAAGAGCAAAUAAGCUCACCCCGCUUGCACAACCUCACCUCUUGCUGAUUUCUGAGCAAAGUAACGUCUGCACGCGGCAGCUUGCUUCUUACUGCCAAAAAAGGGACCGCAAUUUCGCAAAACUACAAAAUAUCGCGUGUUUUUAUUGGCCUCUUAGUGUCUUUAAAGAACAAAUCGCCUGAGCCGCCGCAAGGAGAUAGUUAUUUGGGAAAAGUGGAGAAACAAAACAUUACGAAACAAUCGUUCUUACUCGCUUUUUAGCAUCAACGGUGUUCCCAAGAGUGGUUCUCCGCCCUCUACCUACCCCGGUGGCGUUUAUAGCUUUAGCGCGCACAUUUACGGGCAGCCUCCCCUACAUAACUCUGGAACGUUCAUGAUUCCGGCGUUCUAUUAAUAUCAAAGGAGCCUCCGCUGCUCCGGAACUUUCGCGUCUUGGGAGUUCUGACGCCGCCGUAGCGCUGGAACGUUCGGGUUUCCGGCGUUCUAUCAACAUCAAAGUGGUACCCGCCGCUUCGGAACUUCCGCGUGCCGAGAGUUCUGCCCGCCACCAAAGGCUUCUCCGCUCAGCGCUGCGCCAGCUUCCCUUCCAUCCAUCCCCGGCGCUGACUCCAGCUGAUCCCCAUCUGCCGCUUCGCUCCGUCGUCAGCUCCGCCUCCCAACCCGGCAGCGGGAAGUGGCUUUGGCCUCCUGUAUGGCUCCUCCGCUCCUUCCGGUCCCUCCUCUCCUCUCGCCGGCUGUGUCUCUCGGUGCCCUCAGCACGAGGGUGCCGGCCCAGGAGGGCUCCCCAGAACGCUCUGCUUCGCCUUCUGCUGAGUGGCGCUGAGUCCCGCAGGCGCCUCCCAGGAUGAAGUGCCACUACGAGGUGCUGGGGGUGAAGCGCGACGCCUCCGACGAAGACCUGAAGCGAGCCUACCGGAGGCUGGCGUUACGUUGGCAUCCAGGUAUUUAUUAUUUACUUGUGUCAUAAAUAUAUAUAUAGAUACCGCUUUAGAGCCGCUUUCAAAAAGAUAAGACCAUAAAAUGGGAGCGGGGGUGGGGCGCGUUACAAUACAUUGAAACACAGAGAAGUUAAUAUACAAAACAGGAUUAAAAUUCCCACCAGCAUUUCUAAGCCUCUGGGUGGGCUUGUCUAAAGGAGGAUGUUUUCAGCAGGCGCCGGAAAGAGUAAGGCGAGGGCGCCUGCCUGAUAUCACUAGGGAAGGAGUUCCAAAGGGCAGGUGCUGCCACACUGAAUGAUCGAAUUGUUAGAAAUGCGGUAAUUGGGUGUUGUGUGGCACCUGGCGUCAAUUACAGCCAGGCCUUACGGGGGAGGGGUCGAGAUAGUUUCUGCCUGACCUCGUGGUACCCAUCUGGCCUCUGGGAUGUCUCCCCCGCCCCACAAAAACAAUCUGGAAAGAAAUGAAGCUUUGAGAGAGAGAAACAGCGUGCAGCGUUUCUUUCCUAUUGCCUGAGACUCAACUUCCUUUAGUCAGGUCUUGAUCCUAUGCACAAUUACCUGGAAGUAAGCCCCAUCGGAAAAACAAAGAGUUUACCUCUGAGAUGUGGUAUAGGCGACUGCUCUAUAAGUUGGUUUAAUAGCUGCACCUAGCAGUUCUGUUAAAAUGAAAAUCAAGUGUCUUACACUUUUCAGUGCAAAAUCAUUGCAUACUCUGCUUAACAACAUCAACAGUGAGGGCUACAGACUUGGUGCCUCUGUAUUGUGACUAAUAUUAAAUAAAAGUUGGUAGCCUAGAAUGAAGCUGUAUUCUUAAUCCGACACCUGAUUAGUUAUUAAUUGAUGCUAGCUUAAUAUCCUGCUUUUUGACCCUCUUACUGUGUGCAGAGGGGCUUAGAAUGGAAAACGGUAGUUUGAUGUAAAAUAUAAAAUAAGCAGUUAAUAAGUCAUCGUUUGAUAUAUUUCCAAGAAGUGUAGCUUUGUUAGUCUGUUGUAGCAAAAAAGAGCAAAGACUCUUGUUAAAGAAUAACAAAUUUAUUAUGGCAAAAACCUGCACCAUAACCAAUUUGUUUGCCUUUAAAAAGUGCUAAAGAAUUCUCAGCUGUUUUCGUCCAGUAUAUUAGAUAUAUUGAAUAGCCAACUAAUAUAUUAGUUAUACUGUACUCAGAAUAGGCCAUUGAUUUCAGUGCAUGUACUCUUAAGAAUGACUGGCACUGGAUGCCAACCAUAUUGCUUUGUUAUGUUGUACUCUUGCAUUAUUCAAACACAGGAAGGGUGUCUCUGCAUAGUUUAUUAAUUGUUUUAGUGAGGUCAUAAUAACUGUGGCUGGCAGCACAAAUGCUAUGGAGUGCGCUUUCUAUGAGCAACCUCUGACAACAUGAUCCUAUACAUGUUUACUCAAAAAUAGAUCCCAUUGAGUUCAGGGAGGCAUCAGCAGCAGGAGCCCCAAACAUUGCAGAAUCACAAAACCAACGUUGGGGGGAGACCCCCCAAAAACAGCCCAGUGAAGACUUGUAUGCUCACUGCCUGACUGAUAUGGGAGCUCUUCAAUGUUUUAAGGCAUGUUCCAUGUGGCAUCUUUUAUGUCUUGAGCCUAAGCCUUCCUACUUGAAAGCACACCCCGUGGUGAUCAAUAAGGAUUAAUAACUGUCCUUGAGGAAUGAUUAAGGGCAGGCAUCCCCAAACUUGGCCCUCCAGCUAUUUUUGAGACUACAAUUCCCAUCACCUCUGACCACUGGUCCUGUUAGCUAGGGAUGAUGGGAGUUGUAGUCCCAAAACAGCUGGAGGGCCAAGUUUGGGGAUGCCUGAUUAAGGGUCUGGAAUCCAAGCCUUAAGAGGAACGGUUGAAGGACUUGGGUAUGUAUAGCCUGGAAAAGAGGAGACUGAGAGCAGGUAUGAUAGCCAUCUUCAAAUAUCUAAAGGGUUGUCACAUAGAAGAUGGGGAAAGCUUGUUUUCUCCUGCUCUGGAGGGUAGGAUUCAAUCCAAUGGAUUCAAGUUACAAGAAGGGAGAGUCUGACUAAACAUCAGGAAGAACUUUCUGACACUAAGAGCUGUUCAACUCUCUCCCAAGUUGGUGGACUCUCCUUCCAUGGAGUUUUUUAAGCAGAGGUUGGGUGACCAUCUGUCAUGGAUGCUUUAUAGCUGAGAUUCCUGCAUUUCCAGUUCUGGCUGGUUCGCCAGCUAUGGCCCCUUUUGGCCAGAAAUACUUGGCCAUUGCACUUGUAAACUUCUAAAAGGAUCCAGAAGAAUUAUCGACGAAAGAAGAAUGACGGAUAAAAUUGAUGGACUAUGCAGAACUGGAUAAAUUAACAGGAAGGAUUUGAAACCUGCGGGAACAGAGAUUCUUAGAAGACUGGAGUAAAUAUGCAAACUAUUUGAAAAGUAAUCUAAUGAACAGAUUACGCUAGUAGGACUGCAAGAAGUUUUGUAAGGAGGACUAUCUGAAAUAUUGCAAGAAAGACUAUGAGGAGAAUUAUUAGUUAAUGAUAAUUAAGAGUAAUAGAGAAAUUAAGAAAUGCAGAAUAAGUGAUAAAGAACGGAAAAUCAUCAGAGGUGUUGACGGAAGUCUAAAACGUUGUAUAAGAUAAGAAGUUAUGUUAUAUGAGUGUUGGAAAUGAUGUGUUAAAAAACCCCAAUAAAAAUGUAAAAAAAGAAAGAAAAAGAAACUCCUAAAAGGAUCCAAAACGCAGUAGCUGGAUUACUGGCUGGUGUGCUGUUCAAAACCUGCGCGGCCCAUUUCAAAACAGCUACACUGGUUUUCCGUAUGUUUCUGAGCCCAGUUCAAGGGGUUCACAUACGUACCUAAAACCUGAAAGACUCCCCCCCUUCCCUUAGGACUUCCCCUAAGCUGUGAAAUCCCCUCCCCACAGAGGUGCCCUUGACACCUGGAUUCUAUCGCUUUCUCUGUAUGCUGAAAACCCGUCUCUCUACCCAUACCUUAAACACCUGAGUUACAUGAAUUGUAGCCAGCACUCAAUAUCCUCAGAGUAAAUCCAUUGAAAUGGAACGGUGGCACCAGUAAGAAGAGCAUGAGGCUCCUGAUCUGAGGGUCAUGGGUUCAAGCUCCACGUCGGACAAAAGAUUCCUGCAUUGAAGGGGGUCAGACUGGAUGACCCUCGUGGUCCCUUCGAGCUCUACAGUUCUGUGGGCUUACUCUGAGGGAAACAAAUAUUGGAGGAAACGCUGUAUUUUUUGGACCCACCCUGUUCAUCUUGCUGUAAAUUAUUUUGGCUGGUUUAAUAUAAUUAAUAAUAAUAAUAAUUUUUAUUUAUACCCUGCCCUCCCCGGCCAGAGCCAGGCUCAGGGCGGCUAACACCAGUAAAAUUACAGUAAAAACAUAAUAGGGGAGGGGGACCAAUUUAAAAUACAGGAUAAAAUGCAAUUUAAAACGCAGCCUCUUUUUAAAAGUAGCCUAUAGAUCAAAACCGUAAAGGGAGGGAAGCAUAAGGGUCAGACUGAGUCCAAACCAAAGGCCAGGCAGAACAGCUCUGUCUUGCAGGCUCUGUGGAAAGAUGUCAAGUCCCGCAGGACCCUAGUCUCUUGUGACAGAGCAUUCCACUAACUCGGGGCCAGUACUGAAAAGGCCCUGGCCGUAGCUGAGACCAACCUAACCACCUUGUGACUUGGGACCUCCAAAGUGUUGUUAUUUGUGGGCCUUAAGGUCCUCCGCAGGGCCUACCAGGAGAGGCGGUCCCUUAGGUACGUGGGUCCUAGGCCGCAUAGGGCUUUAAAGGUCAAAACUAGCACCUUAAACCUGACCCUGUACUCUACCAGGAGCCAGUGCAGUUGGUAAAGCACUGGGUGAAUGUGAUCCCGCGGCAAGGACCUUGCCACAGCAUUCUGCGCCCGCAGAAUUUACUUCCUGCCAUGUCACUGGCGCUUUCCUGUUCUUCCCUGAUUUCAACCUGGCCGUGUUGCUUAAAUCCCUCUGCUGUGUCUCUGCAGACAAGAACCUCGAAAACGCUGAAGAAGCGGCUGAGCAGUUCAAGCUGAUCCAAGCUGCGUACGACGUCCUGAGCGAUCCCCAAGAAAGAGCCUGGUAAGCCUUUGCCAUCUCCUCUCCUGGAUGGUUGCAGUCCGAGUCCCCACUCAGCUGCCUAUGAUAGAGUCUAAGCCAAUGCCCUGGGACUGAAAGGAGAAUGGUGAUUUUCUUCCAUUCUGCACUGAAAAGCUUCAGGCUUUGCUUUCUGUUCUUCUUCUUAGGUACGACAAUCACAGGGAAGCUUUGCUGAAAGGGGGCGUCGAUGGAGAAUACCAAGAUGACAGCCUGGACAUCUUCCAAUAUUUCACCGUUACCUGUUACUCUGGCUAUGGAGAUGAUGAGAAGGUAACUCAACACGAAGAGAACCAUAGAAGUUAGGCAGUGUCCAGUGAGACCUGUAACAGACGUUGUUGCACUGUGGUAGAUUCCUGUCCACAAUACCAGCCAGCCUUGCUGUUUUCAAGAUAUUACACUCUGUUUCCCGUCUCAAGAUCCCUUUUAUUUGUUUUAAUUUUUUUUGCAUAUUAUUUAUUUUUUAACAUUCUUAUAAUGCAUCGGUAAACAUUGUCAUAUUACAUUACAAGGCUUAUUAUAAUAUACUUUCCAACAUUUAUACAAAGAUUAUAUACAAAUUUUAUAUACCUGAAAAGAAAGAAAAAAUUAAAGGGAAAAAAGAAAGAAACAAAAACUUUUCCAAAAUCAUAUGCAUACCAACACGUUGGACUUCCCGUCUUUCCCGCCGUAUAUCCCCCCCUUUUUUUUACAAAUGAAUGUACUCUUAUUAUUGUAUAUUUCUUUUACGUUUUAUCUAAUACAUUCCUAUAACAAUAUGUGCUUUUGAUCUUAUGUUUUAUCAGCCAACAGGUGGCUGUGGCUGCUGAGCUCACAGAGUUCUUUCUUCCCCCUUCUCUUCUUAGAUUCCACCCACAAAAUAUUUUUUUGGGUGCUUCUGCAAACCAUGGCAUUCCUCCAAGUCCAGAGACACCUCCCUCCCUUAUGCAUAGGUUAUAGUUACCCAGAGAACUAAAUCACUAAUUUGCAGCCUCAUUGAUCCAGAAAAUCGUGGGAGCAAAGCGAUUCAAUUGGGGGUGGGGUGGGGUAUACCAGCGUCCAGCUCUUUCCUGGAGGAACAGAAGCAUGUGUCGUGUGCAGAAAUCGGGGGGUGGGAGGGAGUAGCGACAAUGUCCGAUGAUGUUGGUACCCACUGCUGUGAGCAAAAUUUAGAACGACAUGCCCAUAUGUUGGUUAAAAAGUCACAUUUCCAUAAUGCAACACGUCCUGCAGUGUGACAGGAACAUUAGAAAACAAACUAAUCUGGGAAACUAACAGGAUAUUCCUCACAUCUGAAUGCACCUUAACGGGGGAUGGUUACAAACCAGCCCAACAGUUGAAUUGUGUAUCAGAAGCUGGGAAACCUGAACAGUUCUUCCCACACACCAUCACUUCCGUUUAGUCACCUGUGCAGGUAACUGAGCCCUGCCUUCUCUCUCUGCGAUCUCUUUCAGGGCUUCUUCGCGGUGUAUCGGCACGUCUUCGAAAUGAUUGCGAAGGAAGAAAUGGAAUCCAUGCCGGAGGAAGAUGCUGAAGAAUUUCCAAGUUUUGGAGACUCCCAGAGUGACUUUGACACGGUAAGAAGCCAAGGCUGCAGUCUUGUACACACCUUGUUGUUGUUGUUUAGUCGUUUAGUCGUGUCCGACUCUUCGUGACCCCAUGGAUCAGAGCACGCCAGGCAUUCCUGUCUUCCACUGCCUCCCGCAGUUUGGUCAAACUCAUGCUGGUAGCUUCAAGAACACUGUCCAACCGUCUCAUCCUCUGUCGUCCCCUUCUCCUUGUGCCCUCCAUCUUUCCCGACAUCAGGGUCUUUUCCGGGGAGUCUUCUCUUCUCAUGAGGUGGCCAAAGUAUUGGAGCCUCAGCUUCACGAUCUGUACACACUUACCUGGGGGUAAGUCCCACUGAACUCAGUGGGGCUUACUUCCGAGUAGACAUAUAUAGGAUUGCACUGUAGACUCAUCGGCUCAUAGAACUGUAGGGUUGGGAAAGGGACCUCAAGUGUCAUCUCACCCAAAACCCUGCAAUGGAGGACUAAUUGAUUUGUAACACAGUUUUUUGCAUGGUGCACCUGUAGUUUUGUUUGCUGCUAAAUCGCCCCCAAAUGCUGGUUGUCAGGGGACCGCCAUCGGAACAGGGAAGGGAGGCAGAGGGGCAGUUGGGAUACAGGGAUCUCUGAAAAUCCUGAGAAGCAGUUCCUCUUCCUGCGAUGGGGAAAGCCACACCUCCAGUGGGGAAGAGGGGAAGGGACCAGAGGAUGCUGCUGGGAGCCUCAGCACCGCCCCUCGUCAGUCUGAGGGUGGGAAAAGCCACACCUCCCGGGUAAAGGAGGGGAAAGGGCUAGAGGAUGCUGCUGGGAGCCUCAGCACCGCUCCUGGCCAAACCAGCCAGGAGGGAAGCAUGCCUCUUCCGUCGCCCACCUUGCGCAGAGGUGUAAAACGCAAAGAAGGAAGGAAAAGGCUGGGGGUGACUAAGCUCUUAUGUUGGGGGAGGACCCGGAAAUGACCGCUCCCGGAUUCUGCUAGCGAUUGCGGCAGACAUGAACUUGUGGUUCUGCACCGUAAAUAGUUUUGCACCAAAACAAAACCUGUAGAAGACAGGUCAGAGUCCUGACUGGUUACUCACGAGCAACCACCACUACCAUCUGACACUGGUAUUACAUAGUGGACGUUCCUCUUCUCCACCAGUGCAAUUGCUUCUUUCCAGAAAUCUAGACUGGUGAUCUAGGCUCCUAUGGUGAGGCCUUCUAUAUGAACACAUUAAAAUCUACCAUGACACCUCCAUGGAGUAGAGGGCCCCCUCUUCUGAUCCUGAUACCCGAGAGAGUCUGUAGGGAAGGAGGUCGUCUUCCAUGUCUUUUGGGGGCCUUCGUCAUGUAGGUCUUCAAACUCUAAUGUGAGCACCUUGAAUCGGGCCUGGAAACCAACUGAUAGCCAGGCCAGCUGUUUGGAAACAGAGCCUAGGUGAAAUCUGAGGGUACCCUGUCACUAAUCUGGCCGCUGCAUUUUGAGCCAGUUUUGAAGUUUCUGAGUUGAUCUUCAAGGGCAGCCCCAUGUAGAGCACAUUGCAGCAAUCCAGCCUGUCAGUUGCUAGGCCAUGGCCUACAGUGGCCAAGUCCUUCCUGUCCAAAAGGGGUUGCAAAUCGUCCCUUUAAAGGACUAAUUUUGAAAGGUAGUUAAUUGUUGAUCCUUCCUUCUGUGCUGUCUCUCCUCUCUCCUCCCAAGUAGGUCGUCCACCCCUUCUAUGGAUACUGGCAGAGUUUCUGCACCCGGAAGAAUUUUGCCUGGAAGGAAGAGUAUGACACCAGGCAGGCGUCCAACCGCUGGGAGAAGCGAGCGAUGGAGAAGGAGAACAAGAAGACGCGCGACAAAGCCAGGCGGGAGCGCAAUGAGCUGGUCCGCGAGCUGGUGGCCUUCAUCCGGAAGAGGGACAAGCGGGUUCAGGCGCACCGGAAGCUUCUGGAAGAGCAGAACGCCGAGAAAGCGAGGAAGGCGGAGGAGCUGCGCCGGAAGCAGAAACUGAAGCAAGCAAAGUAUGGGAAGCUUUCUCUUAGCCGAGAGCCCGUCACUGAAUUAUUUUACCGUAUUUUUUGCUCUAUAAGACUCACUUUUUCCCUCUUAAAAAGUAAGGGGAAAUGUGUGUGCGUCUUAUGGAGCGAAUGCGGCUGCGCAGUUAUCCCAGAAGCCAGAACAGCAAGAGGGAUUGCUGCUUUCACUGUGCAGCAAUCCCUCUUGCUGUUCUGGCUUCUGUGAUUCAGAAUAUAUUUUUUCUUGUUUUCCUCCUCCAAAAACUAGGUGCGUCUUGUGGUCUGGUGCGUCUUAUAGAGCAAAAAACACGGUAUUUACUUUCAUGGUAUAUAUCCUAUCCUUUGCAGAUUGCAACAGCCAGAUAGGGAAGGAUCCAUAAAAGAACACCACCCUUUGCAACGCAUAACAAAAAAAUUAAUCCAUCCCUGCCUGUAGAAAACUAUCACGUCAAAGCAGAGGCGAGGUUGGAAGUUUCCUUCCUGAAAUGCAGUUGUCUGUUUGCAGGGGGAGACAUAAGGAAGGACUCAGUGCUGGCUCCCAUGUUUUUUGGGGGAGGUGGGCUUGGGCAAGAUGCACUUACCAUGCCCUGUUUGCUUCCCCUAAUCCUCACCACUGCCCAGAAAGGGAACUUGACGUAAAGAUGGAGAAGCUGCGGGGCUCCAGAUUGUUGUGGAACCUCAACUCCCAUCAUGCCUGGCCAUUGGCCGUACUGGCUGAAGCCAAUGGGAGCUGGAGUCCAGAAACAUUGGAGCGCCACAGCUUCCCCGUGGUGUAGUGGUUAAGAGUGGUGGACUCGUAAUCUGGUGAACCGGGUUCGCUUCCCUGCUCCUCCACCUGCAGCUGCUGAGUGACCUUGGGCUAGUCACACUUCUCUGAAGUCUCUCAGCCCCACUCACCUCACAGAGUGUUUGUUGUGGGGGAGGAAGGGAAAGGAGAAUGUUAGCCGCUUUGAGACUCCUUCGGGUAGUGAUAAAGCAGGAUAUCAAAUCCAAACUCCUCUUCUUCCCCACAUCUGCUUGGUCUGCUCACUCUUGUCACUGCUUGCGUUCUCGCUGUGAGUUGUGGGGACAGGCAGGAAGUGCGAAGGGGAGCAGCAGCAAGGGGAGCAGAGCCUCUGAGCAUGCACAGUGGGCCUCUGUGGUGGUGUGGACCUAGGUGGCUGUCCAUUGAUGCUGGACACCAGACCUGAAGACAGAGACUGUUACCACUGUGCCUCAUGUUCUCUGAACGGUUCAGGGACUCAUAAAAUCAGAGAACUGUAGAGUUGUAAGGGACCUUGUGGAUCAUUUAGUCCAACCCACCUGCGAUGCAAGAAUCUCAACUAAAGCACCCAUGACAGAUGGCUAUCCAACCUCUGCUUAAAAACCUCCAAGGAAGGACAGUCCACAACCUUCCAAGGGAGUCAAACAGCUCUUAACGGUCAGAAAGUUAUUCCUGAACCAAUCCAUUGGUUCGAGUCCUACCCUCCAGGGCAGGAGAAAGCAAACUUUUGCUCCUUCUUCCAUGUGACAGUCUUGACGAUAUUUGAAGGUAGCUAUCCUAUCUCCUCCCAGUCUCCUCUUUUCCAGGCCCAGCUCCUUUAACCGCUCCUCAUAAGACUUACCAUACUUUCCCGUGUAUAAGACUAGGUUUUUUCCUUUAAAAAUUAUGUUAAGAAAAGGGGGGGGGGUUGUCUUAUACAUCAGGCAAUUCCCCCCCCCCCAUUUUCUUCAUUUGGAAUCCUCAAAAAUAGAGGACGUCUUAUACAUGAAAAAAUACGGUAGUUUCCAGAGUCUUGAUCAUCUUGGUUGCCCUCUUCUGCACACUUUCCAGCCCGUCCUUCUUAAAUUGUUCUGUCCCUUCAUCUCAGCGUUGGAUUUAGGGCAGUGCCUAUAUUGGUAUGGCUACCUACUGGGGGCUGGGGGCGGGAAGCAAGUAUACCCAAAAGGAAUUACUGUGAAAACAAGCAAUAUUUGUUGAGGAAGGAAGCACCAAAUUAUGUCCUUGCUCAAGGCACGUAUUUCCUGAGUCUGCCCCUGCUUCAUCUGUUUGGGAGAUUCGAGAGUUCUUUGCUGGUGGGGCCAUUUUGAUAGCCAAGCAUGUCACACAAAUCGAACCUUCUCCUUUCAAAGGCUGGUGGAGCAGUAUAAGGAGCAGAGCUGGAUUGUCAUGUCCGAUCUGGAGCGAGAACUGCAGCAGAUGGAAGCCCAGUACGAAAAGGAGUUUGGAGAUGGUUCUGAUGAAGGAGAGAAGGAGGAGGAGCAGGAGUCAAAAGAUGGUAAGGGAGAGAUUGCAGUUUGCCACUAAUGGCAGAGCCGGGUCAACCUGCCAGUGUUUUCUGCUGGGUUCCAGACUAGGGGAACUUGCCAAGCAGCCAGAGGUUUUCGCGUCAACUUGCAGUUUGCAACAAAUACAGGAAGACCACGAAUUACACUGGCGUUACGUUCUGGGGAUUAUGCCUGGAACCAAAAUUGUGUGUAGCACUUUGGGUUCAAUGGAAGGUGGGAUUGCCAAAGUAUUUUUUUCCUCAUAUGCCCACACCCUUUCUGCCCCCUUUUAAUUUCAAAUUUGCACAAAUUAAAUGUGCACGAAUUAAAUGCGCAUGAGUUGCAGGCUUACUUUACAGUGAAAACAGCAAUAUAUUAACAUUAGCAAAUCAGUUCAUCGGGUCUUUUAAGCAAAGAAACAGCUAUAGUUUAAGACAGCACAAAUACUCAAGUGCGUUGCUGUUACGUAACUGAAAUCCAGUGGUAUUUAUUCCCAAGAGAGAUUAGAGCAGACAUAAACAAACUUGGCCCUCCAGAUGUUUUGGGACUACAACUCUCAUCAUCCCUAGCUUACAGGACCAGUGGUCAGGGAUGAUGGGAGUUGUAGUCCCAAAACUUCUGGAGGGCCGAGUUUGGGGGUGCCUGGAUUACAGUAUCGGACAAGGACCUGGAAGACCAGGGUUCAAAGCCCCAUUGGCCAUGAAACUACUGGGGAACACUGGGCCGGUCACUGCCUCUCAGCAUAAUCUACCUGGCAGGGUUGUUGUGGCGGUUGAAUGAGGGGAACUGUGGUUGCCACCUUGAGCUCUGAAGAGGAAAAGCUUGGAAUUUCAAUGCUAUGAGGAAAUAAAUAAAUAAAAAUUGUGCAUAGGAUUACAGGCCAAAUGGAUUUCCUUUUGACUAGGCGUGACUAUCACUCACUUGUAAGGCUUCAGUUCAAAAUGUAACCCUCAUUAAUGCCGCUCGGUAGGACUUAGCCCUGAGUAAUCAAGCGUAGAAAUACUGUUCCAAGUACCUUUACUUGAGUCAUUUCAGGUUCCUCUGCUGUUGCUUACCUCGUUCAGAUAAAUUGAGUGAAGAGGUUGACGAGGCUGACUUUUAUGAUGAUCUCUACUGCCCUGCUUGUGAUAAAUCCUUUAAGACCGAUAAAGCGUGAGUUUCUCUCUUUUUCUAACCCCCUUGACACCCCCUGAAAAGAAAACUGGCUUUCCUGGGGGAAUAUAUAGACCAUGGGAAGACAAACUAAGGCCCGGGGGCCAGAUGCGGCCCAAUCGCCUUCUAAAUCCGGCCUGUGGACGGUCCAGGAAUCCGUGUGUUUUUACAUGAGUAGAAUGUGUCCAUUAUUUAAAAUUCUGGGUUAUUUGUGGGGCCUACCUGGUGUUCUUACAUGAGUAGAAUGUGUGAUUUUAUUUAAAAUGCAUCUCUGGGUUAUUUGUGAGGCACAGGAAUUUGUUCAUUUCCCCCCCAAAAAUAUAGUCCACCCUCCCAUAAGGUCUGAGGGACAGUGGACCAGCCCCCUGCUGAAAAAGUUUGCUGACCCCUGAUAGAGACCCUUUGCUUGUCACGUGUCUCAGACUUUCUUGGAAGAAAGUUGCAUUGAUUUCCAAGGCGCUUGUCCCAAGUGUGCCUGUGUUUAAUCCACUUCUGCAGUUGUCAGGCUGCUCAGGCCCAGCUGCUCUCUUCAUAACUCCUCUCUGACAACUCUUUGCAGCAUGAAGAACCACGAAAAGUCCAAGAAGCACAGAGAGAUGGUAGCCUUGUUGCGGCAACAACUGGAGGAGGAAGAGAAGGGAUUUUCUGUUGCUGCGGCUGAUGAGAAUGAACUGAAUGCUGACGAGGAAGAGGAGACAGAAGAACUACCCAAACAAAAGUACUUAUUACAAGAUGGGGAAAGAUGUGGCAGAGCAUCUACUUUGCAUGCAAAAUCUCCCGGGUUCAAUCCCAAGCGCCUCCAAGGAGGGAGAGACUUCCCAUCCGAAAUCCUGGAGAGCUGCUGCCAGUCAGUGGAUGCAGCACUGAACUAGAUGGGCCAGUGGCCUCACUCAAUAUAAGGCAGCUUCCUAUGUCUCUCAGCUGUUACUGUAAAAGCUCCUUUGGUAAUGGGAUUUUGUAAAAAUCAAUGUCUUUAAUGCCACUGCUAGGCAGCUGGGAGCGUGUUUGGGGUCACAAAAAAGCAUGGAGCAAGAUUGUCUCCUGCUUGAAUAGUGGUCCCAUGUUCAUGACCAUAAAAGUGAAUGGCUCUUACUUAAGCACUUGCUUUUUCCUCCUCCCUCUGAGUCCUUUUUCCUUGUGUGUCGUGUCUGUCUAGAUUGUGCGUCUGAGAGCAGUGACCAUCUCAGUACUGGUUUUUGUAACCUUUAGGCCCCAGACAAAAACGUUCCUCUUUAACCAGACCUUUGGGUGACUGUCAUCUGAUGCCCUUUUAAAAGUGUUGUGGAAGGGACGCUUAAUGGGUUGUUUUUGUUCUUAUUUUUAUUACGUAUUUUGGGGUUUUUUAAUUAUGUUUUUAUGUUGUGAACCACCCUGAUAAUCUACGGGUAUAGGGUGGUAUACAAAUUCAGUUAAUAAUAACAAUGACAAUAAUUACCUUAAACAGUGCUUCCUUUACCAGGAAAUUUUUUUUAAAAAAAUGAGCAGUACUGACAUCUUAAUACUUUGUUUUUACAGGCUCUCAAAGAAGCAGAGAAAGAAACAAAAACCAAUGAUGGUAAGAAUUUUUUAAUUUAUUUUUUGGGUGUGAAUUUCUGUUGCAUGUUUUGUGUUGCUUAAUCUCCACUAGCAAUGGCUGCAUUCACUCUUGAGUUACACCAUUGCAGAUGCCUUGAGUGCAAAUAAUUUCAGUUUAUGUGUUUAGUUAUGUGGCGUGCAUGGUUAAUCCCCACAACAGAGGCAGCGACUGGCCCAGGGUCUCCCAGGGAACUUCCAGAUUGAGGGAGGACUUGAACCCCGGUUUCCCAGGUCCUAGUCCAACACUCUUUUAAGUGCUGUACCACAUUGGCUUUCACAAUAGGAAACGGCUAAGGCUAUGAGUACAUGAGAACAUAAGAAGUACGUGCUUGAUCAGGCCAAUGGUCCGUCUUGUCCAACAACACUCCUCUUAUAUUCUUAGGCUCUUAUGUUCUUACAUUGGCUUCUGUUAGUAGAUCUGCAGUUGAAGGCAACCUGAAUGAUAUCCUGGCUGCAACCAUUUCUCUCAUUAUGGCUCUUAACACAUGAUGAAAACUGGGCCUUGAGAGCAUCUAAGCCUGGGGGUGGGGGUGGGGCUGCCAAUUCCCUGUGGGGGAUCAUAUUUUGAGGGCCCUUAAGCCAGUGAGGACCGCAAUUGAAGAGGGGGAGCGGACGGGCCAGGGCUGUAGUAAAACCCCUUUGGCUGCCAGGUGACUUCAAGUUGCUGCACUCCCACCAGUGUCCACCAGAGGGCAGGCAGGAACAAAGCAGAGCCCUCUUUUAAGGAGGAAAAAACGGGAACCGUAGUUCCAUCAUUCCUAGGUUAAGGGAAUGGCUUGCCUUGGGCCCUCUCUGUUUCCAGAGUGCAGUUUCUUAAGGUCCCUGCUGCUCCUGGCUGCUCUCCCUUCUGCCCUUCUCCUUCCCUGGUGUGUUUAAAUAGCCAUGGAGGUGACCCACCCUCUCCUUUCCCUUCUGACUGCAGCUCCUGGUUUCUCAGAUGAGAGGAGUGUUGGUUCAGGGAAGGGUGAUUCACUUGGGGCAGAUAAGGGAGUAACCUUGCAGCAGUACUUUCUUCCUGCAAAGAAUGAUGGGAAUUGGGGUUCUGUUAAGGGGUCCCUUGGCUUCCCAGCGUUCCCUAGGAGAAGUUGAUUGCAGAACCAGUUCUGAACCCUCAUGUUUCUGGCAAGCCUGCAUUUGUGGGUGGCCUGAAUCCUCAGUAGAUUGUACCCUGAUAGACUUGCUGCUGGCCAGUCAAAAGUGUUUCCCAGAGUGUGGCUGCUGUCGCAUGUUGACAGCCUCUAGGACAGCCUUUCUCAGCCUGUGGGUCCCCAGCUGUUGUUGAACUACAACUCCCAUCACCCCUAGCUAGCAAGGCCAGAGCUCAGGGAUGAUGGGAGUUGUAGUCCAACAACAUCUGGGGACCUACAGGUUGAGAACCGCUGCUCUGGGAGCUACAGGUGAGAGCUGAGUGCAGGGUGGAGACCACAGGUACUACCCCUGCCCCAACACCCCAUACCCCAGCAGCAUCUGGAACACGGGUGGGAGAACCUCAGGCCUGUGGCCUCCCCAGGAAUCUUGUAUCUGGUCCCUGGCUGCAUGCCUUCCUGAGUCACACCCCACACCAGUCCUGCUUUUCACCCUCCUUGAGUGUUUUUGCCUAGCUGGAAUGUGUCAUUGGACUCUGAUUGUGCCUCCUACUUGCCUGGGCUAGAGAGGAAUGAGUGCAGGUAGAAAAAGUUGCCUUUUGUACAACGGUAACAUUUCACUUUUAUUGCUCUGCUCACUUUUGCCUCUGGCAGGUGGUUCCAAGACGAUUAGUCGGGAGGGAAUGAGGCCCUUGGUCUGAAAAGGAACCCCCACCCCUGAUCUAGGGGGGGGCCACAGGUUUUCCUGUCACCGCUCCAGGGACGGAUCUACACUGGUUGCUUAUAACAUUAAAAGCACAUUAUUAAAAUGUGACACCAGAGGGCGCUGUAGAGCAGCCAGCCUUCGACAGUGGAAAACUGCAUUGAGAGUUACAUAACACUAAAUUUAAUAACGUUUUUACAGAUCAAUGUAGAUCCUGCCUAGAUCUUAGAAUAUGGAUUUCUGCGGUGUCUCUUGGGUGUCACGAAUGCUUCUCUUAUUCAAACAGGCGCAGGAAGACCCUCCCAGCGACAAAAGCCCAGGGGAGCCCCCAGCGGAGUUGUCUACGCAGGCCGGUAGCACCAAGCAGAGCAGCGAGACUGACGAAGCGGGAAACGUCAGCCAAAGCCACAACCUGGAAGAUGCAAGCGCUGGGGAAACUGCAGAGCCCAUCACAGAGCCCAAAGCAGAGGUGAAAAGGUAAGUGUUUAAAGUUGUGGGGAUGCUGGACGCAGCAGUCUGCAAUGCGGUUUGAAUCCUUUGUAGUGCAAUUCAAAUCAUACAGGUGCGUGGGAAGCUGUGUCACUCUGGAUGUUGUUGGGAGUCCUUUUCCCAUCAGCCCCUACCAGCAUUCAGGAAUGGUGUGGGGGGUGUAGCCUGAUGAUAGUUCCCAAAGUGGGCAGUGUAGCCCCUUGCAGGGGCAUCCAAAGUUUUUUUCAAAGAGGGCCAGAUUUGAUAAAGUGAGGGCCGACCAAAGUCGUUGAGCUUUUUUUAGGAUUUUACUCCAAGAAAUAAACUGCCAUAGGGGCCAAAUUAGACCUGCGAAACUGACUUUGGACAUGCCUACGAGGAGCACGGAAGGUGUAAAAUGACUAUCAGACAUCAAAAAGCAUGUGCUGCUCUUACUAUUUAUUCCAUUUAUAUAUUGCCCUUUUUAAGAACACAUUUUGCUGGGCAUAAAAAUAAAAGCAUAAUACAGAGCAUAAGAAUAGACAACAUAAUCAUAACAGUUCCCUCCCCCCACACACAUACAGCAGCUUUAACAGGCCGUAGAUUAUUUAAUGGCCAAAGGCAUUAAAGAAGAAUGUUUAAUGAUGGUGUCAGGUGAGCCUCUCUGGGGAGAGCAUUCCACAGACGUUAAGGUUAUCAGUUUUGUUCCGUUAAUAAAACUAUUUAGUUUUAUUAAUUGGAUUUUGAGUGAAUGUGCAAGUAAUCGUCAUUAUUUUGAAUUUUAUUGUGGUGUUACCUUUCUUAGUUAGCCAUGAAAUGAAUAGUUCUUUUUAUAGGAUGGGGGGCACUGGCAAUGGGUUGGUGGGCCCAAAAAAAGGUUUGGGAGCCACUGGGCUAAAGAGUUGCUGGUGCUCUAUCCCCUGGCAUAAUGGGAUCAUUUUUAAGAAUAUUCUGCAAAGGAUUUUUUUUUUAUGCUAGUUUCAAAGUCCUUGAAUCCUGUUAAUUUAGCUUCCAUCUGUGCCACUGAACUCAAAGAGUGGCUGACCAGGGUGCUCAGAGAUGGCAGUGCAGGGGAAGAAAAUGCCUCUUCUUUUUUUUCUUCUAGCAAUAUGAAAGCGAAAGGGAAGAAAACGAAAGACACAAAGAAAAGCUCUGCUGCAAGAGGAUCUUCAGAGCAUCAAGCAAUGGUAUGUAGAAGCGCUUUAGAUGUGCAUCUUUUUUUACCACCUCUGUCAGCCCCAAGCUGUGUGAGAGGAAGGGAAGGGUAGAUCUCCCAGGGCGGGAGGCAGGGAGAAGGGAAGCUCCCUUGUGAGAAGGUCCACCCCACUUCUGUGUGAGAUAAGGGUUAAGACAGGCAUAGGGAAACUUGGCCCUCCAGAUGUUUUGGGACUACAACUCCCAUCAUCCAUAGCUAACAGACCCGGUGGUCAGGGAUGAUGGGAAUUGUAGUCCCAAAAAAUCCUGGCAACUGUAGUUUAAGAAUACAAGGCAUUGUAGGCCUGCCAUGGGAGAACGAGCUUUCCCAUGAUUCUUUGGAGGAAGUUAUGUGCUCUAAAUAUGUGCUGUGGCUCUGCCCUUGUAAGGUGAAGUUACUGUAUUUUUCGCUCUAUAGGACGCACCGGACCACAGGACACACCCAGUUUUUAGAGGGGGAAGCUUCUCCCAGAGCUUCUCAGGGCUGCGGGGGAAGCCCGGGUUCCCCCCCCCCAGCCCCGAAGAGCAAAGAAGCCAAGAUAGCGAGCGGGAUCCAUCCCGCUCGCUGCCUUGGCUUCUGCCAUAGCCGGGCGCAACCUCUGCAGCCAGGAGAGGCUGCGCAAGGCUAAAGAAGCCAAAACAGUGAGCGGGAUGGAUCGCGCUCGCUGCCUUGGCUUCUUUAGCCUUGCACAGCCUCUCUGGCUGGAGAGGCUACUCGCGGCUAUGGCAAUCCCCCCACCUCCUGCAAAAGCCCACAGGAGCCGCGCACCCUUUAAGGAAUGUGUGGCUCCUGCGGGCUUUUCUACGAGGAGGGAGAAGGGACUGACUGGCCACUUCAGUCCCUUCUCCCUCCUGGAGAAAAGCCCGCAAGAGCCGCACGAAGCUUGUGUGCAGCUCUUGGGGGCUUUUCCUGCCUGCCUCCCCCCUGCAUUCACUCCAUAGGACACACAGACUUUCCCCCUUAGUUUUUAAGAGGGAAAAAGUGUGUCCUAUGGAGUGAAAAAUACGGUAAAUGUUUGUGCUGUUUGCAGGCAAAGAAGGCUCACAAAUCUUCUUCUUCCCCACUGCCAGCAUGAAGCUUCCCUCCAGUGCGUUACCUGCAGCUGCGAGUUCCAGUCGCGGAAUAAGCUCUUCGAACAUUUAAAAGCUACGGGCCACGCCAAAGCAGUCCAAGCGCCAGCCAUGAACGGAGCCGUCAGCAACAGCAGCAGGAGCAAAAAGGAAAAGAGGCGGAACAGAUAACAGGACUUUCUGAGAUGUGCGAGAGGAACUCCUGACCGGUUUAAAGGGCCACCGUGCCAAAGGCCCCUCGCUUACCCCAAGGAGGCGCAGGAUUGGCAGCAUGAAUUAAACAGGGUCAGAAACACCUAGCCCCGUAACACUGUGCUAGCGCAUUGUUUAAAUUGUUCCAUGUUGUUGGGUUUCUGCCCCCACAAAAAAACCCCAGUCCUCCUUUAAAAUCGAUGCCUCAAUUGCGCUAACAUUUUAUAACACCUCCCCCCCCCAAAAGCACAGCUACACCAUUCAUACAAAGAGGAUCUUCCUUACUUGUAAGGAAAGCCAUGUACAGGAAGAAGCAAUAAAUUAUUUUACUGUACACUG
Messenger RNA from Podarcis lilfordi (Lilford's wall lizard), 19539 nucleotides. The record is from the annotation of a GenBank genome assembly. NCBI's taxonomy places the organism in Eukaryota, Metazoa, Chordata, Lepidosauria, Squamata, Lacertidae.